AUGAGUAGAAGAGGCUUCAUGUUGUCUAUUCAUGGCCAACUCAAUAAAAACUCUGAUUAUAUACCAUGCUAUAGCCCUCGAAAAACUCAAAAUAUUCGAACAAUGUCUGAAUUAUGCAAGCAAGCUUAUUUAGCAUUAAUCGACGACGAACGUUAUCAAGAUGAUACUCUUCGAAAUGUAAAUUCACCAUUAAGUAGACAUCAUUUGACAACUGAAGAUGAACUUUCAGAAUUAUAUGAUUUUAUCCAAGAUUCAACUACAAAAACAGUGCAUACCAAACCAAAUCUACAAGUAGAUACAGAUUCCUUGACAACCGACAUAUUAACCCAUGAAGGUAAAUCAUUUGCUCAAACUCGUUAUCCAUUUUCUCCUUUUAUCAUUCGUUUCUCAACACGAUUAAUUCAAGAACAAAAAGCAGCUGAAGAAUUAUGUAAGUUUGUCAAAGAUAAUAAACAAAUCGAUUUGGAAUUAUGUGGCUUUCGUAAAUCAACAUCCGAAUGCUUAUCGAAUGAAUUUGCUUUAUUAUUAUUCGUUAAGACCAGUUACUCUUUCUUUGCUCUCUAUGAUGAGAAUAACUGGCCACAGUCGCUUCUUGGCUUAGCAUUUUCUCAACCGUAUGCUCCAUCCAUUCCUCCACAACUUUCAUUACUGGUGAAAAAUGUGAGUCUUACAGUUGAUUUUGCUCAUUUCACAAAUGAAGUUGAAGAAUAUUUGGCCCAGGCAUGUGCUCUUAUUUGUAGUAAGUGUAUGGGUAUUGGACAUUUCCGUAAUCAAUGCCAAAAAAAGAUAAUGCUUGCCGAAAAUGUGGAACGAUUUGCAAUGACAUUAAAGAUCAUACUUCAGUAUCCAAUAAAUUUCAUUGUAUUCAUUACAAAUGUGAACAUAUGUCGAAUGAUUUGA
Molecule: messenger RNA, 900 nt
Organism: Rotaria socialis
Lineage: Eukaryota; Metazoa; Rotifera; Eurotatoria; Philodinida; Philodinidae
Source: the annotation of a GenBank genome assembly